AUGCCUGGGAAACAGAUAGCCGCAACUGCCCCUCGCGUCUCAUUCGGCGUCGAGCUCGAGUUCUUUGUUGCAUACGUUUUCGAAGGCAGCCCCGAUCCCGACGAGCCCAUCAAAAAUGACAUUCAGCCACUGUCUGUCGUCCCAUACGACGAAGAAUACCCAGAUAAGAGUAAACACAAGAUCCCGGACGACUGGGUUCGCGAACAAAUAAGAAAAGCGUUAAUCAAAGCCGGCCUGCCCGUCUUCGGCAGCAAAGAGAAAAUGGUCCCGGGAUCCGUCCAGGCAAGCCAUAGCGAAAAAGUCAUGUCUGCAUUCAGGAUAGUGGACGACUGCUCACUCCGCGAAUUCAGGCCUGAAAAUUACUUGAUAACGAAAGUCGAAGUGAACUCCCCCGCCAUGUACGACAUGCCAAUCUCGUUCGAUUUGAUUCGCCUAGCGGUGAGCACGAUCACGACCCAAUUUCGAUGCCGCGUGAAUCCGACCUGUGGCUUUCACGUACAUGUGGGCAACGGUCUAACCGAGAGGAUCGACCCGAGAACACUGAGAAACUUUGCCGCGUUACUGUGGGCUGCUGACCCGUUCAUCAGUAGACUCCACGCACCUUGGAGAGCGAUCACGAAGUACAGCCAGUCGGCGCGCGUCAACGGGAUCAACAGGGUGGGAGCUAACGAGGGCCCUUCUGAUUGCCUCUUGGAGCAGUUGGAGAAGGGUCGCCCGUUUGGGUUCCCCGCAAAUUGGAUGGGCAAGGUGAAGUAUCUCGGGAGGGAUCGAUGGCUUGGUGAGUCUCUGGUUGCGGAUGCUGACGAAGACAAGAUGCUGCGAGAGAUGGAGAUGUACACAGCGGACGACGUGGCCGUCUUGAAGUCGGAGCCGUGGACUCAUCGACCUCAGGUUCCCCCGCCUGUCGUAAAUAAGGGGCCUGCUUCGAACCCGACCGACGACUUCGGGGAGCCGGUGCUUGACUACGAGGCGCCUGUCCCGAGACCGGCGGACUUCGAGGAGUAUAUGUCCUCCGCGGCGGAGAAGUUCGCGCCGCCGCGGCCUCGGCCGUCACCGUUGAAGCGCAAGUACCCCCGCGUUCCCAGCACGAUGAGGCGGGACUGCCGCGAGGACCCGGACUUCCUGAAGCCGUACCUGAUGCGCUACGACGUCUAUGGCAACGACGCCGGCCCCCUCGAGAACCCGGUGCCGCGCGUGGCCCCCCAGCGGACGGACGUCAUGUCGGGCGUGCGGGACCUGCUGGCGGCGGACAUGACGUCGGCGCAGAUUGGCGAGAUGAUGCGCAACGUGAUCGGGAAGCACAUCAACUACCAGUUCGACGGGUACGCGCUCGGGUACAUGCAGACGAUCGGGGCGGUGGCGGAGCAGCGCGAGACGGGGCGGAUGUUCUUCAACGCGAAGCACGACACGGUGGAGUUCCGCGAGGCGGCGGGGACGCUGGACAUGGAGUGGAUCACGGCGUGGGCCAAGAUCUGCUGCCGGCUGCUGGAGUGGUCGCGGGACGUGGCGCCGGCGGAGUAUAUGGGCGUCAUCCGGCUGCUGGCGUGGGCGCAGGAGGAGGAGGGCGCGGAGGGGGAGUACGAUGUUGUUGACUUCUUGGUCGAUUUGGGACUGGUGGCUGAGGCGCGGGUGUGCGAGGAGAGGCUGCACAAGGGGGAUGCGGUGUUUUGGGAGUGUAUGAACUUUGAGCCUGAUCCGGUCCGGGAGGGGGCUGCGUUGCACUUGUUGGAUGAUUGGGAGACGAUUGAGGCGAAUGAGGUGGACAUGGGAGGGAUGGGGAUGGCGGAGGAGGGGUUCGGGCCGCUGAUUGGGGAGAUGGUAGGGCAGGUGCAAGGUGGGCAGGUUAAGGUGAGUGAGAGGGAACCUGAUAUUUAUGAUCCUUGA
This is a messenger RNA of Colletotrichum siamense, 1884 nucleotides long. RefSeq lists its product as uncharacterized. Lineage: Eukaryota; Fungi; Ascomycota; Sordariomycetes; Glomerellales; Glomerellaceae. The transcript has a single exon. The record is from RefSeq and is a predicted model, not a curated record. Bases 1 to 1884 code for a protein of 627 amino acids.